This is a messenger RNA of Monomorium pharaonis (pharaoh ant), 1552 nucleotides long. RefSeq lists its product as uncharacterized. The transcript is spliced from 3 exons. The record is from RefSeq and is a predicted model, not a curated record. Bases 1 to 708 code for a protein of 235 amino acids. NCBI's taxonomy places the organism in Eukaryota, Metazoa, Arthropoda, Insecta, Hymenoptera, Formicidae.
AUGCCAACUGAUGAAUGGUCAUUAUGUCAAAUAACAAAAAGUUAUUUUGAGACUGAUGAUUUUAAAAAAGCUCAAAAGAAAUUAAAACUGUGUCAGUAUUUAUCAGAUGUAGCGUCAGAAUCAGAACAAUCAAUUUCAAAUGUUACUAAUAAAAGACAGCGAAAUAAGCCAUUAAAGUAUAUAACCAGCGACUCAUCGGGUGAAGAAAAUAUACCAGUAUUAUCUAAACUGAAAGCUCCUCCUAGACUAGAUAAAAGUUUUCCAAUCUGUGUUGAAGGUCCAUCCAUUAUAGAAGAUAAAGUACUAAAUGCGAGUACAGCAAAAACAGAUGAUAUACUUGUAACAACGAAUCAUCUUGUACAACCAACUCGUAAACAUACAUUGACAGAAAAAAAUUUUCUGUCUGCUACGAAUACUGAAAAUGUGGAAUCACAAAUAGACAACAGAACUCUACGUGAUAUUUAUGCGACGCUUGCAUUUCUAAAACGACAGAAUGCAGAUAUCUACAAUCAAAAUGAUCAAAUAUUGCAAAUUAUAAAGGAGACUAACAACUCUAUUGUAACAACAUCUAAAUCAAAUGAAAAAUUACAAUUGCCUUGUACUCUACCAAUGACAACAUUAGAAGAUAUUAUAAAGUUGGAAGAAUAUCUUGAAAAAGAAGAAAAUAUUUUUAAUCUGGUAAAUUUGUGUGUAAAAAAUAAAAAAUAAUUUAUAUUAAAUAAACAUUUGUUUUGUUAUUUUUGAAAUUUUUUAGGGAUCUUAUUUGUCAACAAUGGAAGCCGUGGAGAUAUAACAUCGAUAACGAACAAAAUACUUUGUCGUCUUCUUUCGGAUACAAUAGCAUCAUCUUACAGCUUCUUUGGAAAGCGAAACAAUAAAAAGUCUUUUGCAAAUUUGAAGCUUAAUAAUGUAGUGAUAACGUCUGUUCAAAAAGCUCUACCCAAUACUACACAACACGAAGUAGAAGACAGCAUAAAAAUAUGGCUAAAACAUGCUCCGCAACGCUUUUCUAUUAAAGCAAAUAAGAGUAAGUAAAAGUUUUUUUAUACAUUACAAAGUAAUAACUAUUUAUUCGUAACUGUAGAGAAAACUGCCACUAAUUUUACCAAAGACAAUUAGUAUUAAGUUUUAUUAACUAUUAUUUUAUUAUUACGCAUAUUUUUUUUUCUUUUGUAAUAAAAUACAAAUUGCAAUAAUAUGGCUGCUAUAAGAAAAAGAAAAAUGAAACUGUUUGUAGGAAAACGUCAAUUUUAUCGUAGAGUUACUAAAGAUAUUGUAGACUCAAGGCAUUCAAUAUUUACUUUUUUAAACAAAGAAAGAUGUCAUAAUAUCGAAUUAUCCAAUUCACCUGUAAACAUAUUAUCGAAUGAAGACAAUUCUUGUUUUGAAAACAAUAUUGAUUUGGAAGUUUUAAAUGAAAUAUUAAUUUCUAACAAUCAAACUAUAAAUGAAAAUUCUAUGAUAAAUAUUAAAUCUACUAAAAUACUUUCUGAAAACAUUUGUAGUGAAACAAAUACAACUAAAAAAUUAACAUUUUAUAACGAGACAAAAA